AUGAUACCGGUAGACGAGGCACUGUACAAAUCGUGUUAUUGUGAGGAGAAUGUGUACAAAUUGUGUGAAAACUGGCCGUUGAAUCGAGAGAACUUUUGGGCGGUUCUCAUUUCGAAUGAAAUCAAAUGUGUUCCGUUGUGGAGGCAGAAAUCGUCGAGAAAAGAGGGUGGUUACUGUCUCUGGGACUACCACGUCAUCGGAAUUCAGAAGAAUCCGGAGACAUCGAAAGUGUUCGAUUUGGAUUCGACACUCGAGUGGGGUGUCGACUUUUCGACGUAUUGGAGAGAGACAAUGAAUUUGGAGGAGAGUUCACUGUAUCCGGAGAGAUAUCAAAGAAAAUUCCGUGUAAUCCCCGCCCCUUUGUACCUGACACUCUUCUCAUCGGACCGUUCCCAUAUGCUUGACGCCAAUGGGAAAUAUCUGCAUGAGCCGCCCGAGUGGCCGCCCAUUUUCAAUUUGAUUCCGACGAAUUUGAUGGAUUUAUUGGAUAUGAGCAAGAAAAUCGAUAAUUGUCAAGUGAUGGAUGAACAAUCAUUUUUCGCGUUUUUUGCAUAA
This is a messenger RNA of Caenorhabditis remanei, 555 nucleotides long. RefSeq lists its product as uncharacterized. The coding region runs from base 1 to 555 and encodes 184 amino acids. The record is from RefSeq and is a predicted model, not a curated record. Gene Ontology annotation, cellular component: cytosol; nucleus. Lineage: Eukaryota; Metazoa; Nematoda; Chromadorea; Rhabditida; Rhabditidae. Gene Ontology annotation, molecular function: protein-N-terminal asparagine amidohydrolase activity; protein-N-terminal glutamine amidohydrolase activity. The transcript is spliced from 3 exons.